Messenger RNA from Brassica rapa (field mustard), 1116 nucleotides. RefSeq lists its product as uncharacterized. NCBI's taxonomy places the organism in Eukaryota, Viridiplantae, Streptophyta, Magnoliopsida, Brassicales, Brassicaceae. The record is from RefSeq and is a predicted model, not a curated record.
UCAUGUGUGUGGUGACGGACAGCCACAAACGUCUUGUGUGUACUGAGCAUACAGCCCACGUUGGCCAAAAUCACCCGAACACUCCACGGGAAGGGUCAGCGUGCUGAGUCCAAGGACCAACAUGCUGAUAUGUGUGCUGACGGACACCCACUGUUGUGGUCACGAAAUCCAUGGUUCAACCAGAGUCUCACCAAACCGUCCAAACCGGCCAUCUAGGAGGUACCAGCGACCAAAGUUCAGUCCAAGACGUAUAUCUCCACAACGAGAAUGACUUUCAACAUGAAACCAAUUUUAUUGGAUUCUACACUCAAGAAGGAGUCCAGUCCAAUUGGAAUCGAGCCAAAAUAUUCUCGGAGCCAGAAGUUAUGAAUUUUAGAAAUCAGAGGUUUUCCAGCCCGUCCAUCUGCGAGUACCCGAUUUUAGAAGGUGAUUACAGCCCAAGGAAGGAGCGGCCUGAAGCAAAGCCCAUCAUAGGAGUCAAUAUAAGUUUAUCAUCUUUCCAGAAAGCCCAAGAUCACGAGAAAUGGCCACGGAAUUAUGAAGUUAUGAUCCAAUCUCCAAAACCGGUCAAACCAGUUCUACACUUGCCUCAAUUGGAAGCUAACCGGUUCAAUCAGCUUCAAACCAGACAUUGGCGACCAGGAGAUCAUUUCAACCAAUCAGGAGAUACUCUAGGAGUCCAGGAGGAGUUCUGCAAGUUCAUACCAUGCACCAACAACCAUUGGAUCAGGAGGAUCCUCAUUUACUCAAACCUGCCUUAUUUGGAGCAAACCGACAUUAAUGUCCAACAGUUCUUUUCUCUUCAGAUCAGGCACGAGAUCAGAACCUAUCAAGCACCCAGGAAGGUCCCAAGGAAGCUCUCUUAUACAUUAAAACCGUCCAGGUUCAAGAAGAAUCAAGUUUCUCACUUGGAGCCAAAAUCCCAUAAAAGGCUCCAACGGCUAGUUUCCGAUUUUGUUACUUUGCUUGAUUUGUUUCCUUUUCUAUUUGUUUUAGAACGUUAGGACCUUUGUCUCUGAGCCUUAUAUAAGCUCCUAGACGUCCAUUGUAAAGAGCAACCCUUAAUCACCAAGUUAAUAGAAAGUUUAUUCAGUUUUAUCAAAGUUGUUCUUUGUA